This is a messenger RNA of Staurois parvus, 253 nucleotides long. NCBI's taxonomy places the organism in Eukaryota, Metazoa, Chordata, Amphibia, Anura, Ranidae. The record is from the annotation of a GenBank genome assembly.
CUGUUGUGGGUUUAGUAACACAUUAAGGCUUUAUGAUAUGGCAAGUCCAAAGACUUUUAAUAAAGAUGGCAGCAGUGGGCGGACUGACAACUCAUGGGGCCCCCGGGCAAUAGGGGAUCAUGGGGCCCCUGUGUCCUUGCCCAAACUCAAAAAAGCCUAUGAAAAAGGUACCAGGGGCAUCUCAUGGGGCCCCCUACUGAGCCCGGGCCCUUGGGCAGUGCCCGAGUUUCCAAAUGGUCAGUCCGCCCCUGCU